UGAUCAUAUUUCUUCAAUGAAGAAAGCUUAAUAUUCCAAGACCAUCCCAAUUCAUGUCAAGUGAAAGCGAAGAAGAGAAAACGAAAAUCAGAGAAAAACAAUGACAGUAACGGCAGGGAUCGGGUACGCGUUGGUGGCGUUAGGACCGUCUCUCUCGCUCUUCGUCUCUGUUAUCUCCAAAAAGCCCUUCCUGAUCCUCACUCUUCUCUCCAGUACGUUGGUUUGGCUUAUAAGUUUGAUAAUAUUAUCUGGAAUAUGGAGAGCUUUCCUUCCUUUGAAAUCAACAUCAUGGUGGCCUUUUGCAAUUCUUAUAUUGACAUCCGUUGCCUUUCAGGAAGGACUUCGCCUUCUUUUCUGGAAAGUUUACAAGAGAUUAGAAGACAUAUUGGAUGCUUUUGCUGAUAGGGUCUCAAAGCCACGCCUAUAUCUGACGGAUAAGAUGCAAAUUGCUCUAGCUGGCGGGUUAGGUCAUGGUGUGGCACAUGCAGUGUUCUUUUGUCUUAGCCUCUUAACACCAGCAUUUGGUCCAGCAACCUAUUUUGUUGAUAGGUGUUCACAGAUACCAUUUUUCCUUGUUUCUGCAAUCAUUGCUCUUGCAUUUGUAACGAUUCACACUUUCUCAAUGGUUAUUGCAUUUAAUGGGUAUGCUGAAGGGAAUAAAGUGGACCAACUUUUUGUUCCCUCAGUCCAUCUUGCUGCUGGAAUGAUGACUUUGAUAAAUUUUGCAUCUGGUGGCUGCGUUAUUGGGAUUCCUCUUCUCUUCUUGAUGGCGAUCUUGACAUUGAUGCACUGUGGGAGGAUGGUGUGGAGAAGUUUAACUGAAAACCAAAGGCAAGGUAAUUCAUAACAACCACAAACUUUUGCAAAUCCACCUUUGUUUAGUUGCACCCGCACAGUUCCUACGAUGCGGGGUGGUGGACAUCUAAGCCAAGUGAAAGCUCCUUUUCAAAUGGAGUAAGUUUGCAACAUCUAAAGGCCAUUCUUUCAAACCCGUGUCUAGUGGCACGUUUGUGUAUCUACUUGUUUAUGUUUGUGAGGCCUCGUGGAGUUGUAUAGUUUUGGUGUCUUCUCACGGGGAUGGGUAAUUCUUGUAGUUUAUGUGCCAAGACAGCGUUGACAAGUUUCUUCAACAUACAGUCAUGUAUUUACUUUGUCCAAUUCAAUGGACAUUAACAGUUUGGUCUAUCCUGCUGGAGAACGACAUAAUUUUAGUUCUAUUUUCAAUUUGAUCAUAUUGUGAAA
Molecule: messenger RNA, 1242 nt
Organism: Theobroma umbraticum
Lineage: Eukaryota; Viridiplantae; Streptophyta; Magnoliopsida; Malvales; Malvaceae
Product: gamma-secretase subunit APH1-like protein
Biological process (GO): protein processing; positive regulation of catalytic activity
Cellular component (GO): membrane
Source: RefSeq, a predicted model, not a curated record